This is a messenger RNA of Spinacia oleracea (spinach), 992 nucleotides long. RefSeq names its product transcription initiation factor TFIID subunit 13. Gene Ontology annotation, biological process: transcription by RNA polymerase II. NCBI's taxonomy places the organism in Eukaryota, Viridiplantae, Streptophyta, Magnoliopsida, Caryophyllales, Amaranthaceae. The transcript is spliced from 6 exons. Bases 235 to 621 code for a protein of 128 amino acids. The record is from RefSeq and is a predicted model, not a curated record. Gene Ontology annotation, molecular function: protein heterodimerization activity.
CUUAUAAAUACCCACAAUUAUAAAUUUUGCGCUCUCGCUCAUUCACAUCCCUCGGCAUUCUCACUCCCUCAACCUCACCGAGUCACCGGAGAACCGCGCCUUACCGCCCUUAUCGUCGGAAUAAUAUCCGACCGGAACUUCUCAGCCACCAAUUACCAGGAGAAAGAGAGAAAUUUGGACAUUUGAAGCUUGAUUCUCAACAAGCAGAGGGUAUACACCUAUUAGAGAGGGAACAUGAGUGGAGUAGGUGCAGGAGGUUCCUCCAAACAGAAAAUUGAAACCUCAAAGGCAUCUGAUUCUUCCUUCAAGCGUAAACGAGGUGUUUUCCAGAAAGACUUGCAGCACAUGAUGUAUGGUUAUGGAGACGAUAUAAAUCCACUCCCGGAGUCUGUGGCCCUUAUGGAAGACAUUGUUGUGGAAUAUGUUACUGAUUUGGUUCAUAAGGCCCAAGAUGUGGGUUCAAAGAGGGGGAGGCUGUUGACAGAAGAUUUUUUGUUCAUCAUCCGCAAGGACUUGCCAAAACUGAAUCGUGCCACAGAACUACUUGCUAUGAACGAGGAGCUCAAACAAGCUAGGAAGGCUUUUGAUGUAGACGAAGAAAAGCUGGUCAGUGGCGACUGAUGCACAUUGCUUCCUGUUAUGGAGUUGAAAACUUACAAAUUGAAGCACCAUACAAAAAUCUGAAUGAUCAAGCUUUAUUACAAGUUACCUUUAGAACUCAGUCAGUUUUCACUCCUUUUUGUUGAUUUUAAAGGAACUGAGAGGAUGGCAAAUUGGCAAAUACUGUGUUAAUAUGCUUUGAUUUAGGCAUGGUAUUGAAUUAAUCAUUGAGCAUUUGAUGUAACUUUUUAGAAUUGGGUGUGUGUUCGUGUGUUGCUUCCUUGACAUCGUACAACACGUACAAAUGGUACAAUCGAGUCGAGUAUAUGCUAAAUUGUAAAUCGUCAAAUCUUGAUUGUAGCUAAGCUAUACAUACUAUUGUUCAGUUUUAA